GCGUAAAAACACGACCUUGUACUAUCAAACAGACAGAAAGACAACUAGCCUCCUCCGGCCUAAAUUCACCAAAUAAAUAAAUUUAUAUAUCUUCUUCUUCUUCUUCACCGGCGCCGCUAUAUAUACACUUACAUGUCAUCUCUUUCAUUUCACUCCAAACCAAAUCAAUUCCAUAAUUAAUUAACAAUCAUGGUUUUCUCCCUCUCCCUCUCCUCAUUCCUCUCUCUUCUACUAAUAAUUAUGAUCUCCUUCUUCUCCAUUAAUCUCUCUUCAGCUGAAGACUCAACCACCAUCUGUAAAUCCACUCCCGACCCUUCAUUCUGCCGCACCGUCCUCCCAAACAACAACAGCUCCGCCAAUGUCUAUGACUACGGCCGUUUCUCCGUCAAAAAAUCCAUUUCCUCAGCUCGCAAGUUUCAAUCUUUAAUUGAAAUGUACCUUCGCAACCCAUCCGCCUUAACCCCCGCCGCCAUCGCCGCCUUACUCGACUGUCGCCUCCUCGCCGGACUCAACAUAGAUUAUCUCAACACCGCAUUCGCCACCGUCGGUUAUACUUCUAAGACCCUGCCCGUAGUUCAAGCCGAUAACGUCCAGACUUUUCUAAGCGCUAUUUUGACCAACGUUCAGACUUGUUUGGAUGGGAUUCAAUCGACGGCUCAAUCGUGGAGAUCCAAGAAUGGAGUUGUUUCGCCGCUCGCCGCCGAUGCUAAGCUUUUUAGCGUCUCGCUUGCUCUUAUUACUAAGGGUUGGGUUCCUAAGAUUAAGAAAGGACCGUCCAAACCGAGAAAGAAACAUUUGACUUUCCAAAAUGGUAAACUUAAUGUGAAAAUGAAUAGUCAACAGAAAGCCAUUUUUGAGGCCGCAAGCAGAAGGAAUCUCCAACAGACGAAUACUACUUCUGAUAUGGUUCUUGUUAACGACAUCGUCGUGGUUAGUCAAGACGGCAGCGGGAACUUCACUGCCAUAAACGACGCUAUCGCCGCCGCUCCAAACAACACCGCCGCGAGCGACGGCUACUUCUUGAUUUAUGUCACCGCCGGAGUCUACCAGGAGUACGUAUCCAUCGCGAAGAACAAGAAAUACUUGAUGAUGGUCGGAGAUGGGAUUAAUCAAACGAUUAUCACCGGUAAUCAUAGCGUUGUUGAUGGUUGGACCACCUUCAAUUCUGCAACUUUUGCUGUGGUGGGACUAGGUUUCGUGGGAAUGAAUCUAACAAUUAGAAACACCGCCGGGGCAAUAAAGCAUCAAGCGGUGGCACUCCGAAACGGCGCCGAUCUCUCAACGUUCUACGGUUGUAGCUUCGAAGCAUACCAAGACACCCUAUACGUCCACUCCCUCCGACAAUUCUACACUGAAUGCGAUGUCUACGGAACAGUAGAUUUCAUCUUCGGAAACGCAGCAGUUGUCUUACAAAACUGCAACAUGUAUCCAAGAAUGCCCAUGUCGGGGCAAUUCAACGCGAUCACAGCUCAGGGUCGAACCGAUCCGAACCAGAACACGGGUAUAUCGAUCCAAAAGUGCACGAUUAAGGCUGCGGAUGAUUUAGCACCGAAUGUCGGAACAGUUAAUACGUAUUUAGGACGACCGUGGAAGUUGUAUUCGAGAACGGUUUAUAUGGACAGUUUUAUGGAUAGUUUGAUAAAGCCGUUGGGUUGGCGAGAGUGGGAUGGGGAUUUUGCUUUGAACACGUCAUAUUAUGCUGAGUAUAAUAAUAGGGGUCCGGGAUCUGACACGUCAGGAAGGGUGACGUGGACGGGAUACCAUAUUAUUAAUGCGACGGACGCCGGGAACUUUACGGUGGCCAAUUUUCUUUUGGGGAAUGAUUGGUUGCCUCAAGUUGGAGUGCCAUACACUGAUGGGCUGUGAAUUUAUUUAUUUUUCUUUCUUUUUCUUUGUGUUAAUUAUUAUGUUCUUUGAUUCUUGCAAUUGUUUGGUCAAAAGUAUAGGUAAGUUAGCUAGAAGGAUUCGGAGUUAAUAAUGAAUGUUGUAGUACUGAUCGAAUCAUCAUGUGAAGUAAAACAUGAUGAAAUUUGGCUUUGAGCAAACAUAUAUAAUUGUUGUUGGGAUAAUUCA
Molecule: messenger RNA, 2073 nt
Organism: Impatiens glandulifera
Lineage: Eukaryota; Viridiplantae; Streptophyta; Magnoliopsida; Ericales; Balsaminaceae
Product: probable pectinesterase/pectinesterase inhibitor 7
Exons: 3
Coding region: 190-1866 (558 amino acids)
Biological process (GO): cell wall modification
Molecular function (GO): pectinesterase inhibitor activity; pectinesterase activity
Source: RefSeq, a predicted model, not a curated record